This is a messenger RNA of Cygnus olor (mute swan), 492 nucleotides long. RefSeq names its product FXYD domain containing ion transport regulator 2 (gene FXYD2). NCBI's taxonomy places the organism in Eukaryota, Metazoa, Chordata, Aves, Anseriformes, Anatidae. Gene Ontology annotation, molecular function: sodium channel regulator activity. The transcript has 6 exons. Gene Ontology annotation, biological process: regulation of sodium ion transmembrane transporter activity; monoatomic ion transport. Gene Ontology annotation, cellular component: membrane. The coding region runs from base 18 to 287 and encodes 89 amino acids. The record is from RefSeq and is a predicted model, not a curated record.
GAGGCCGUUAAUGUUUAAUGAGGUUUGUCUCCCAAUUAACGCGCUUCCCCCUGGGUGCCCGCUCCCAGAGCGAGACGCCCGCCGGACGGCACACCGACAUGAUGGGUGACGAGCAAGCGCCCGAGCAGGGCCUGGACAGGUUCAGCUAUGACUAUGAGACCAUCCGCAAUGGGGGGCUGAUCUUCGCCGUCGUGGCGUUUGUCAUCGGGCUCCUCAUCAUCCUCAGCCAGCGGUUCCACUGCGGAGGGAAGAAGAAGAGGAGACAAGGAAACGAGGAGGACCUGUAGCUGCAGAGCUGCCACGAUGCCGUGGAAGGAGAGCUUGGUCCGAGGCAGAGCUCUCCUUGCCAAGGGCCACCCCUUGCCCCGCUCCAGUGCCUCCACCAUUCCCCUGCUCACCCCGGGCGAGGCCGGGACGCAAAUUGCCCUCAUGCUUUCCCCUCCGUCAGAUCCAGCGAGUGUUUCGUGGCUAAUAAAGUUCCAGCUGAGAGAG